Blepharisma stoltei is the source of this 7906-nucleotide messenger RNA. The record is from the annotation of a GenBank genome assembly. NCBI's taxonomy places the organism in Eukaryota, Ciliophora, Heterotrichea, Heterotrichida, Blepharismidae.
AUGGCGUCAAAUUUUCAGCUUUGGAAGCUUCUAAAAAUUAAUUAAACUCCCUUAAGUGAGGGGUUAACUUUUUAAAAACAAAUCCCUAAAAUUAAUUUUAUUUAUAAAUUUUAAAUUUUAGAAAAUAAAUUGUCUAUAACUUAUAUUUUAAAUAUUUUUCAUAAGAAAUUGAGCUCGUUCAUUUUUUUUUCUCAAAAAAUAGGGAUUUUUCCAAUGGUUUUGAUCUAUCAUGAGAGAAUAAGAUUAAACCUAGGCGUUUAUUUCAACCAUUUUAGGUUUGCCAGACUCAGUCUGCAGAGGCUAGUCCGCUUCAAUGGGAAUAGACUGGAAUGAUGACUGCCUCAAUUCAGAAAAUUCGAAAAAUCGAAUUUCUGGCUGAUUAAUGAUAAAGACGAAACUCAAUGACAUGGGCUCAACGCCCUUAUCGCCUCAGAAAUCGUUCUAUCGGCUUAGCGAGAGUCUAAGUAGCACUUGGUCCUUUUUCAUAUGAAAUCAAUUAAUCUGGAUUAAUAUUUGGCUAGUCAGUCAUUGCUUCUCGCCUAAUCUGUCCUUAUCAAUAUCAAGUGCCUAUUUUCUUCUUCAAGAUUUCGGCUGCUCACAUAGACUCAUGCUACAGAAUUUAAUAGAAAUAAUUUAUCAUGCCAUUUUUAAUGAAUCUACUUUGAAAGUCAAACUCCUACCCUUCUCACUCAAUAAAAGGCUUUCAAUCAAUGCCUAUUUUCCGCAAAUUUACUGAGGCUAAACAACAUUAUGAGCAUUCACCUUCAAUCCAAGUCGUGUUUUCAACAUUGAGAAAUUGCGACAUGUACCAAUGGUUUGAUUUUACCUCUCAGACAGGUGAAAAAUUCGGUAUAUUUUUCUGCAAAAAUAGAUUUUUAUUAAAUUUUUUUAUAAAUUAAUAGUGAUGAUGCGCUAAUUUCUGGAAAAAAACAUAGGCUACCAAAAUUCAGCCAUGACAAAGACUCAGAUACUUAUUUCUACGAGAAUUGGCAUUAUAAAGACGACUCUUAUGUCGUUUCAAAAACUUGGCUUAAAGAAACCUAUGAAUGGGGAAUUGUUGUUAUCUACUCAAACGACCAAGAGCAUCAUACCCAUUGGGACAUCAGCACAGAAAAGCAUAAAGAAGUCGUAAAGCCACGUACAAGGCUGGCAGAACCAAAAUUUACUUCUACUGGUAUCGAAGAUUUUUCUGAGAAAUUCUGGGGAAAAGAAAAAAUCGCCGACUCCGAAUCAGAAACGGAUUUCCAUAGAAAAAGCCCAGACAUAGGCCAGGUACCUAUUCACCAGCUAGAAAUUGAAAAAGCUAAGCUGCUAAACUUGCUUAAUGACCUGUAUAAGCAGCAAAAAGCAUUAAUUGAGUCUUCUACCAAUACUAUAAAAUCAAUAAGGGCGCUAUCAAGCAGUCUUUUGCAAGAAGCCAAUAAGCUAACCAGUGAUUUAAAUAGCCUUAUUGACCCAGAUUUUGACCAGCCGAUUUCUCUCACUUCAAAAAUAACAGAACUUGUUUCUUUAGGAAACGUUUUUGAAGACAUCAAAAAAAGGGCAUAUAAAGAAAUCUCAGAAUCCGAAACUAUAGAAGAAAUCAGGUCGGGCUCGCCCUCUCAAGGGUCAAUUCCUACAAUUUCCAAAAUUUCUGGGAUUACCAGACAGCCGACCAAGAAAAGUGUCAGGGCAAAGACCAAAAUUUUGGACGGUUCCAGCAAUGAUGUCGACCCAAUUGAUUUAUUGCGAGCUUUUAAGCAGAGAAAAGAAAAUGAUAUAGAAAGGCUGCUGUUUUUAGCAGAAUUAGCAGGAGAUGACCACGUUAACGACUCAAAAAUGAUCAUUGAGUCAGCCUGGGACGAUCUCCCAGAGACUACAAAAAACCUUGAUACCAUUUUUAAACAGUUAAUCUCUUAUUUAUCAGAAAACCAAGUAAGCGCCAAAAUCCAUGAGCUGAUAGAGAUUAUUUCUAAUAAAUCCCGCCACCACCAAGAUGACGAUUUGUCAAGCUAUGCAGUCAGGAUUAUAUUAAGACUGCAAAAAGCUGUAGAAAUUUUGACAGAAAUGAAAUGGCAUAAUGCAGAUAAACAUAUAUUAAAAUGCAAUGAAGAUUAUAGAGAGAGAGAUUAGUUAGAGAGGUUAAGCGGGGAUUAUUUCAGCCCCUAGCCAGUCGGACUUCAGCUUCGUGCUUCAUGUGGCACUAAGCACUAAAGCCACCUAACGCCCUUUUUUCUUCGGAGCCAUCAAAAAUGGUGACGUCCUCAGUCUGUCGGGGAGACUCACCCGACCCUGCUGGAUCAAAAUUUCGGCAAGGACUCUCUUAACCCCUGGUGGUGCUCAGGGUAUGAGAGGAUCGUCCAUUGUCUUCUUCUGGAACCACCUGUGCCAUUCGCAGGCACCAUAAUGCUCCUCCAGAAGUGCUUGAUUGAUGUUGCGCCGUCAGUAUCUUGUCUGUGGGUCGAGGGGGAAGCCCAGUCAGCCCAAGCCUGCACCCCACCCCGGAGAAUUGCCAUCUGCGACCCCUUGGCCUUCCGGCCGUUUUAUUUUUUUUUUACACGGCCGAAUUCUGGGAUUUUUUUGCUGUUGCUGAGCCAAAAUGGAUUUCCAUCUUGCAAGAUGGAAAUUUGAAGAUUAUAGAAGAUUGGGAGAUUUGCCGAAUGACUAUAUUAUUCAUCUAGGAGAUAAGUACUCGAAACUUAUUUUAAGGCUGUUAGAGUCAAGAAUUAAUAGGCCUAUUAAAGAAGUGUUUAGAGAAAUUGAUGAAGAAAUAAAAAUUACGACGACGAAAAGAGCAGGGGUCACCACUCAGGCAGUUUCAUAUAGUAGAACUGAAAAAACAGUCAUAAGUGGUAGCAAUUCUGGUGGGAUUUUAGACCUGAUGGUAGAAGAACAGUCUGAUCUUGUCCCGCUGCUGGAAUCGUUUACCAAGUAUUUUGGGACAGAGCAGCAGAUUUCGACUGAAAAAGAUUUAAGGAUCAACGCCCAAACAAUUUUGAGAAAAGACCAAGGAUCGAUUGACCAAUAUUCUGGGUUCAGGAGAAGCCAAUUCAGCCUUUUUAAAGCACUAAAUAACCAGCUUUUUAUGUUUUUCCAAAUGAUUGAACAAAUUGAUAGAGAAAAAGCAUCAGCUGUUCAAGAAGCUUUAGGCAUGGCAGAAAUAAUAGUCAAACAGUCUAUAGAACUCAGGAUGGAAUACGAGAGAUUUAAAGAAAGAGAAUUUAAAUUAAAAAGAGAAGAAAUCACGAAUAUUCGCCAAAUCGUUAUAAGGAUUUUCGAAAGAAUUUCUCUUGAAAAAGAAAUUUAUGAUGCUAUUAUCAAUAGAAAGCCUACAGACAACCAUGAAGCAGAAAUGAUAGAAAUUCUAAAAAGCAUUGAAGAAAAACAAUAUAAAUUCUUAAAAUGCUCCUAUGAGACCUUAGAAACGAUGGCAAAACAUUUCCACCCUAAAAAGCUGUUAGGUGUAUCAGAGCUCAAAGAGAAUCUUGCUUGUCCAAAUGGAAAAAAAAUUUCAGAACUCGUUAAAUCAAUAUCAUUAGGCUUUAAACUUUCUAACUCCCUUAAAAAUUGAGAAAAAUUUUUAUUUUUAUGAUAAUAACCCUUUUUUAUUAGAGCGAAAUUUAAUUUUUCGAGUGACCACAUUUUAAGAUGAAAAUAAUAAAACUAGAAAAUAGCUUUAAUCCAAAAGCAAUUGGAAAACCGAAUCAAUUAAUUUAAAUAAAUUAUAUAACAAUAAUUUUUUCAUUUAAAUUGAAAAUAUAUAUUUGUGCUAAUUAAAGAGGGUGUAAAGAUCUAGAAGAUGAAAAACAGCUUAUUGCGAGCUCAACCCCAUUAAAAGCUAUCAUUGUGGAGCUUAUCAAAUGGAUUAUUGAAGAAACGUGGCUUGAUGAUACAGAAGUUGAAGCAAUUUCUUCAGUUUUGCUGAGGUUUUGUGGGACUGUAAGCGAAAAAGCUGAAGCUGAUAGCUUAAUCAAGGACAGGUCAUUUGACCUAGUUGCAGACGCCCAAGGGAUUUUUGACACUUUUAGCAUGAUCAUGAUAAAUCUACAGAGGGUUAAAGAUAUCAAGCAUAGGCAAUCGAGGUUCCAUCAUAUGCUGAUACAAAAAAUCAAUGGAUUUUUCAUAAAAAUAGAAGAAAGCUAUGAACUUGCAGAAGAAAUGAUAGAAAGAGCCAUCAGGGAAACUGAUUUAAGCAUCCUUAUAGAAGAUUCUAAACAGUCUAAAGACGAAAUCGAGAAUUUUGUAAGGGCGAUUGAAUGCAAUAGAGAAGAACACGAAGUCAAGCUCUCAGGGGCAAUUCAAAGAUUUGUGUUUGUAUUAGAAAGGUGGAAGAGGCUAGAAGAUAUCAGAAGAGAAAUAAGGGACAGGUACUCGUCAAUUAUUAGCAGACUUAGAGUAGAAAUUCAAAGCAAAAGAAGUGAGAUCAUAGAUAUUAAAAGCUCGAUAUCUAAAGAAAAGCAGCGCUAUGAAACUACGAUAGAAAUGCUGAAGAAAAAUUUUGAGGAAAAAGCAUGCUUAAUAGAAAUUCUUCAGCAAAGCUUGCAGGAAAAAGAAAGUCUGCUGAUUGAAUAUAAGAAUAAAUUCUCGACUUUUGAAAUUACUAUUACGAAUAUCAAAGAAAUUUUGGAAAGCAAAGAAAAAGAGCUUAAAAAGGAUUAAAAUUGAGGGGAAUUUAGCUGUUUUUUCUAAUAAGUUUGUUUAGAAUCUUAGGUUUACUUAAAGUUUAAUUUCUUUAUUUCUCAGUUUUUUUAGAGAUAUCCUUGACGAAGCUGAAUUUUCAAUGGGCUCAGCAAGCCCCCUGAAUCGAUUUGAUAUUGAUCGCCAGCUUGGAUUCUUAGACAGCUGCCCUUCUAACUUGGUCGGACAAACUUGAGCCAGGCACUCUUACGUCUCAGUCCCCACCGCCUCAGUUUGGUGGUACAACCCAUUCUAAAUUAAUGCCAAAACUUAUAAUCAAAAUUGACCAAAGGAUUAAAAUUGAGUACAGAGAACAAUCAGAAAAAAUCGCUAUUUUUGAAAGCGAAAACGAGAAGCUAAAAAGCGAAAUAAAACUAAAGAUUAGAAGCAUAGAAAUUAAAGAAGAAACAAUAAGAGAUUACGAAAAACAAUUUGAGACAUUUAAAGAAACUAUUAGGAAGAAAAUUAGCAAAAUAGUGAGACUUAAAUACGAACUAGAUGUGUCUGUCAGCGAAAUAAGGGAAAAAAAGGUAGAAAUUGAGAGACUUUUAAUUACAAUUAAAUUCCACGAAAAAGAAAUUUCAGACUUGAAGAUCCAAAUAACGAUAUAUGAGAAAAUGAUAGAGAGAUUGAAGCUGAAAAUAGAGUUUUUAAGAAGAACUGGCUAUGAAGAAAUGGCUGUUAUUAUAGAAGAAACUUAUAAAGAAGUUACUGAGUUGGAGCUGCAGCUCGAAGAAUGUUGGAGAUACAAAGAAUUUUACUUUGAAGUCUCCCAAAUAAGAGAUUUGCAGAUCCAAGAAAUUAAGGAAAAAAUCAUUUAUACUGCGCUUAAUCGAUUAAUAUAUUAAGUAUUAUAGCAGAAUUUAUCAUAAAAUAUUUAAAGAUAUCAGCUGUUCUUAGCAUAUAUCGGCUAUUUAGAGCAAAAAAUAAAAGUUCUCAGCGCUUAUCAAUCUGAGCUCGUAAUAAAAAUUGAAAGGCUUGAAGAAUAUCAAAAAGAAGUAAUAAUCCUGCGGAGAGACAUGGAAAUCAACCAAAAGACUAUCGGCUUCUUAACUCCCCAUCCUUUUUCAAAUCGCCAAGUUCGAUCAAGAUGAGGCAAAAAAAUUCUUAAAAAUGAAAUAUUGAUAAUUUUUUCCAUAUAAAAUAAUUUAAGCACUAACCACAAGAGAUAAAAUAUUCAAUAUAUAUAAAAUUUCAAUGCUGGUAUAGGAAGAGUAAGGGAGGAAAAAAUCAGAGCUGAAAUUUUCGCUCAAGAAAUAAUUGCUAAAUCUGAGACCAGAAUUUCAGAAAUUUCAAGUGAAAUGGUUAUUAUUAAAGCUCACUAUGAAAAGCUAUUACUCAAAUAUCAGUUCCAUCUGAAAGAAAAAUUGGUUUCAGUGAUCUUUGCAGGGUUUAGUAAAUACUCCUUUUUCUUCAGUCGCUGGAAAUCAUAUCUAUCUAUAAAGAUAAGGGUAGAAGAAAUCAUCGAUAUUGAUACAUUCCAUUCUAAUCUUACCCCAUUCUUAAUAUUACCCAAUACUAUUUCUAUUUUUAAUACAAAUUAUUACAAUAAAAAUAAAUUAAGCAGCCUACUUCAUUUAAGAAUCCAUAAUAAUCCCUGAUUAUAUAGAUGACCGCCUUAAGAGAUACUAUGAUAUUGCUAUCAGGAUCAUGAAAGAAGAAAGUAGACUUGCCAUUGAAAGCAGCUUUUUAGCCCACUCACUUAAAGUUGCAGGAGUUUUAGACGAGCCACCAAUCAGCACUUUAUAUGUCUUUAGGUUCUUAGAAAACUUCAUGGACAGAAAGCACGAGCAUGACUUCAAAGAGCUCAAUUCUAACUAUAGGCCUGUCUCUAUUGCAGAAUGCCUUGUAGACUACAUCAAAAGAACCUCUGGAAUUCCAAAUCUUGCAAUGUCUCGGCUUGCAGCCAUUUUAUCAACACUUAAAAAGCUUCAUAAAGAAGGAAACUUAUACGCAACGUUCUAUUUAAGAUUAUUGCAGUAUUUCCACCCAGACCCAGUCCCAUACCAUCUGUCUAUAUAUAUUGCAAGGGCUAGGCUUGAUUUCCAUCCUUUAGUUGAAAAACUGAGAUCAUCUCGAAUGUCAGUGGAUGCUGCCCAAAAGACGUCUGGAAAGACAGCCUAUGAAAUGGCGGCAGUUGGAGGAUAUGCAUCUAUGAGCGACGUUAUGGACUUAAUUUAUGAUCAGUUUAGAGAUGAUAAGAGCAGCGGGAUGCGCGCCUUAGAACUUCUUAGGCCAGAUAUGUCUAAUGAUGACGAUUUUGUGGCUUAUAAAAUCUUACACAAAAUGGCAAGGCUUGGAAAGUCUCCACAGGCCAUUUUCGAUAUGCUAGAUAGAAACCAUAAUGGAACAAUAGACCCGAAUGAGUUUUUAAGAGGGACUCAACAAGAGCUUGACCUUUGGAUCUCUAAUAAAGAACUUGAUGCUUUGUGGAGAGUCUUAGACCCUGAAGGCACCAAAACAAUAUCCCAAAGUAGCUUUAUGGCUAAAGUCAACAUGAAAAAUCUUAUGGAAUGGGACCGUCACGAUGAAUGGAUUCUGGGCGCGUCUUUUGAUAGAAACUUUUUCCUCCGGCAGGUGUUUUGGUUAAUUUUUUGACUUUUCUCGUCAGAUAUUUAAUCGAAAAAUAACAGUUUUCAAAAAGAAAUUGUCAGGAAAAUGAUCCAAGAAAAUUCAUGUAGCCAAAUGGAUUGUCAGCAAAGCUCGCUACUUAAACACCUUAAUUGAUGUAUUUAAAUCCCGACAAAGAUACGACACUGCACUGCUUCAUUCUGAAUUAGAAUCCUCAGGGAUUUCUUCUUUAGAUAUGAACGAGUUUAAGAACGUCAUCAGAAAAUACGACUCCUCUAUAAGUGAAGAAAGAAUGGCUGAGUUCUGGGUAAAAGUCAGCUCAGGAAAAAGCAAAAUUGAGGUCUCAGACUUUGAUAAAUUGGUCAUAAAUCAUGGCUUAGGAACCCACGGGAUCGGAGUAUUUGAAACCAAAGGACUUAAAGACGCCCAGCCUCCCAGAAAAAGCGAGUUUCAGAUAGAGUGUGAAAAUCUAGCUAAAAAAGCUGAGAGAAAAGGAUAUAAUUAUCAGUUCGGAGAAGAAGAUAUGAAAAAAGAAGACGAAGAAUUCGAAGAGUGGGCUAAACAAAAAGAUAGAAGCAGAAGCAGCUCAAGAAGCCAUAGUCAGUCAAGCUCUAGAAAGCAUAGUCAUAAGAGACAUAGCAGAAAAAGUUCAAGCUCAAGCAGUGAUAGAGGAGAAUAA